AUGCAAUUCACAAACUUCUUCAUCCUGGCCUUUGCCUCGGCAGUUGCUGUAGGUAUCCAUCCUCCCACAUGACAUAUCCCCUCUAACAAACCCAGGCCCAAACAACCACAACCACAUCCACAUCUUCAACCCCGACGAACGUCGCCUCAGAAUCCCUCUCCUCGGUCUCAUCCUCGGUCUUCUCAUCUCUCUCCUCAGUCGCCUCUUCCGCCUCAACGCUCACCGGAUCAGCUGGAUCCUCAGUAUCCUCCUCCAUCAGCUCGGUCUCCUCGAGCCUCUCGAGCUCCCUCGCUUCCGCGACCUCGUCUGGAAGCACGUCUCUCAUCGUCACCACCCGCACUUCUACGAGUGGCAGCUCAACCUUCACUACUACCAGCACGUCUACUAGUGUUAGUCGCGCGGGUGCAGCGCAGACGAAUGCUGUUGGGGCUAUGGGUGCCGCUGCGCUUUUUGGUGGUGCGGCCUUUAUUGCGGCUCAGAUUUAAGGGUUGCGGUGUGAUGUGGCUGGGAACUGGAGCUGGAUUGAAGACUGAAAAUUUGUUGAGAGUGAUGUGCUGGAGUAAUGUUUGUAGUUCGGUUAGUGGGGUGCAUGGAUGUAAUGUAGAUAAUUGUUAAGACCAAC
Messenger RNA from Hymenoscyphus albidus, 622 nucleotides. The record is from the annotation of a GenBank genome assembly. Lineage: Eukaryota; Fungi; Ascomycota; Leotiomycetes; Helotiales; Helotiaceae.